GACAGUAUAAUGCUUACUUGAAUUUCAAGUAAGCUGCUGGGACGUCCAAAAAUGACUUAAUUCAUAAUUUUUAAAACGUUUUAGCUUUUAUAUCAAAAGUAAGUGCGUAUGCAUAGUCAUGAAAUCAAAUUUUAAACAGGGUUCAUGCAUAAGUUCAUAAACAUGUCGUUAAGUUAUCUAUCUGACAGCGAGCAUAGUGAUGGAUCGUAGUGCAUUUAAUAUUUUCAUUAAGUUUUGAUACAAUUGCUGAUUUUUUUUUCAAUCAUAACAAGUAGUUUUCUUCCUUCGGCAAAGAUGGAUGGUAAAUUAGUAGUGUUAACAUGUGGAGGAGGAAAUGGCGCCCAUUGUUUGGCUGGACUCUCCGCAAUGAGACCCAAGAUCGAAAGUCGUGUGCUGACACUUUAUUCUGACGAGGCAGAGAGGUGGGCAGUUGAGUUAGACUCUGGUUUACUUAUCACUGUGCGAAAUGACGAUGGAAGCAAAAGCCUCAUAAAAACCAAACCAUCCAUGGUGACUAAAGACCCCCAAAAUGCCGUACCUGGGGCCAAUUACAUCUUCUUUGUUGUCCCUGCGUUUGCCCAUGCACAGUAUUUUGAAGCCAUAGCUCCAUACAUAGAAGACAACACUGUCAUUGUUGGACUACCUAGUCAUGCAGGGUUUGAGUUUGAAUGCGCGGAUCUUCUUGGAGAAAAGGCCAAUGCUUGUACAAUUGUUGCGUUCGAAUCUCUUCCAUUCGUUUGUAGACUUAUUGAAUUUGGAAAAAAUGUAGAAAUCUUGGGCUUUAAGGAUACACUGGGUGCAUCAACGUUGAAAGGUAAACGGUGCAAUGUGACGCAAUCUGUUUUAGAAUUACCACAGUACAUUUUUGGAGAUAGACCAAAAGUACGAAGAGUUCAAAACUAUAUUACUACCAUUCUGAUGGCUAAAUUCAUAGUUCAUCCUUCUUUAAUGUAUGGAAAAUGGUCUCAAUGGGACGGAAGACCCCUCUCCGAAAAACCACUGUUUUACCAAGGAAUCGAUAAGAGGCAGGCAGAGCUCUUGUCUGGAGUUAGCGACGAGUGUGUAGCAACAGCAAAAGCUAUAGAGAAGAUGGUACCUGGCCUCGAUAUGUCUGAUGUCAUUCAUGUCUUUGACUGGUAUCUGAAUUACUACGGUGAUCAAAUAUCCGACAAAAGCAAUCUCAUGACGGCCAUGAGAACCAACAAAGCUUAUGAUGGCCUAGAUCACCCCAUGAAGGAGAUAGAACCAGGAAAAUAUGUUCCAGAUUUUACGUAUCGCUACUUAAGUGAGGAUGUCCCUAUGGGAAUAGUCCCAAUGAAAGGAAUCGCUGAAUUGGCGGGCGUUUCCACGCCAUAUUUAGACGAGGUGAUCACGUGGUGUCAGAGCAAAUUAAACAAAGAAUUCCUUGUGGGUAACAAACUGACGGGCAAGGACUUGAAAGACACAAGGGCUCCACAGAAGUACGACUACAAGCUGGAGGAUCUGUUCAGUGGAAACUUGAAUUCAUUCCGGUAUUGAGUUUGGGUCGACUAAAUUGUAUCAAAGAUCAGCGUUUUACGAUUGAAAUAUUAAUUGCAAACAUUUUGUUUUGUCAAAAAGAAUAAAAGUACAUGUAAUAUGAAAACAAUCUGAGUAUACAAAUAAGAAAUUAUGACUAUUUGUAUCUACAAACGACAACUUGUGAAUAAUGUACUUAAUUUAUAAGGUAUAGUACAUGUAUUUAAGAUUUUUGUAUCCCUGAUAUAAACUGAAUUUCCGCUAACCACGGAUUUACGAUCCCAUCCUCUGCUCCACAGCGGUUGUGUGAGAGGAGAGGAGGAAAUCAUACACCCUUGGCGAACAAAGAUGUAUAAACAGAGGCUCUUUCAUAUUCCUGGUACAACAGCCUUUAUUUCAUCCUCUAGCACUCCAUUUAUUACACCUUUCAUGAACAUCUGUGUACUUUGAAUUUGCAAUACCUUUUAUAUUUCCCGAUUGAAUGGAAUGAUAUGAGAAAGGUUGAGAGAAUGGACGUAAAAAACCCAGAUAUAGAAUGUGAUUCAGAUUUGACAUUUUCUAUCUAUAUUCUGUAGUAGAUAGAUCCAUAUUUGUAUUGUAUAUGUAUCCGAAAUAAAUGAUUCCAUCCAUAGUUGACAUGUAAACUGUUUUAUAUUACUGGAUGCUGCAUUACAUGAUUAUCGCACAUAAAAAGAUUAUAAAUGAAUGCCCUUACAAAUGUCAGCCGGUGAUAAUGGUUUUUAUAUUUAACGAAAUUCCACCGGAAUGUAACAAAAUCGAAAAGACGUAACAUAGGAAGCUCGCGUGCCACUUUGCGGCUCUGUUUCUUUUUAAACCGUCAACGUGCCCAUUUUGAUGAUAAUGAGAUCAAGGCGAGGUACAACUGGGUUGUUGGAAUAGGUAAUUUAACAUAAAACGUCUUACAUUUCAUUUUGUAUACAUAUUAUAAGUGACUGGUGAAAA
Molecule: messenger RNA, 2460 nt
Organism: Magallana angulata
Lineage: Eukaryota; Metazoa; Mollusca; Bivalvia; Ostreida; Ostreidae
Product: opine dehydrogenase-like
Exons: 1
Coding region: 295-1518 (407 amino acids)
Molecular function (GO): oxidoreductase activity
Source: RefSeq, a predicted model, not a curated record